Molecule: messenger RNA, 6567 nt
Organism: Caenorhabditis auriculariae
Lineage: Eukaryota; Metazoa; Nematoda; Chromadorea; Rhabditida; Rhabditidae
Source: the annotation of a GenBank genome assembly
AUGCUUCGUCUCCCCGUUUCUCUGCUCUUUCUGCUUUCUAGAGCUUCUGCUUGCGUCGAUUCAGAAGACGUUGUCAAAAAUCACAUCCAAACGUUUGUUUUGCUUUCAUUUUAUUAAUCUGUUUGUAAUGCUUGAAAAGUCGUCUUUUCAGAAAACUUGACCGAAGUGUGGACCCUUGCACGGAUUUCUACGCUCACGUUUGUCCUGCGAAUUUACCUGUUGGAGAAACAGUUAACUCUCAGCUCGGCUCAAUAUACCAACGCGAAACAGAAAAGUUGCAGACCAAGCAUGAAGAGUUUUUGGUUGAGUGAAUUUUUAUUUUGAACAACGAAUCGUUUUUUUUUAGAGACACAUGAAGGAAUACAUUAUGGAGUUUUCUUAUAACAAAGGUUUUCGCAAAACUGUAAACGAUCUCCUCGAAGUGUCAGUUUAGCUAAAUUUUUUUGGGUAUUUACUAGAAGAUCGUAACAGAAAACUAGUUAAGAAAUUGUGGAACUUCCAUGAGAGACUUCACACCCUGACUCAAAAGCAGUCAGAGAAAACUGAACCUCAAUGCAAUAUUCCUUUUUAUUUAAGGCCAAAGCUUUAGUUAUAUCUUGUAUUUUUUUAAUGGUAAAGUUCGAAAUUUCCGGUUUCCUAACCCUCCCCCACAAAAAAAGCAUAGAGUGCAAUGACUUAUUUGGAAUGACAGUUUUUUUCCUGCUUAUUGACCUUCAAGAAAAAAACCAGAUGAUUUUCUGAAAAACGCCUCAAUUUUUCCAAAAAAAUCAUCAGAUCAAAAAAAUAGAAAUUCAGGUGCGACGUUGACAAAAUAAAAGCGCUCAAUUACGUUCUUCAAGCUAUUCAAAUUGACCUCAACAAAAAAACGCGUCCUGUGAAAACAUCAGCUACAAUUUUGGAAUAGAAGCCCCCAAGAUUAAAAAUCACACAGAUAUUGUGAGAAAGUGUAAUUUUCCGUUUUCAAUUUCUUAUUUUUUAGCAUCUUAGUUUUCUCGAGAUUCUGAGCAAUGGUCCGCGUGAACUCGAGUUCUCAAAGACUGAAUUAGCUCAAUUGUUGGACAGAAACGAAAAAAUUUUCUUUGAAAGCUUCAAAGACGAAGUUGCAAACAAAUUUACGGUAUGCCAACUUUUGAGUCAGUUUUAUAUACUUUCUUGCAGGAAACACCGUGGUUAAACAACCGAAACGGGACAGAUUUUUACUUGGACUUUUUCAAAAAUCGCUUUUCGCUUUUUCAAAGAACCAGCGAAAGUGUUCAUGCUUGGCAAUUGAUUUUUGACGAGUUGGAAAGAUCUUCAUUACAUUGCAAGUAAGAAUUUCCGAUGCUCAGUUUUUUGAUUUAUCUUUUUAAGGCCUAACAGUACCAUCCCUUCUUUUGUUUGUGUGUAUCAAGAACUGGUUAAAAUGAAAGAAAAUGGAGCAAGACCAAUGACGGAAUUUUACAUGUUCGAGCAGAGCUCUAAUGCUUUUAACGACGUGGGAAUCUUUAUUGAAUUUUAUUAAAUAGCUUAUUUUGACAAUGUUUAUGGAGGUGUCAAAUUUUGGACAGUACUCUCUGGGGAAAAAGGACGCCUCAUUUAUUGAUAGACGUUCGAACCGUUCCAAUGAGCCCUUUAAUCAAAUAUUCACGAUUGCUGAAAACAAGAAUUUGAAAACGAGUUCAAUUUAGGCGCCUCCGAAUAGUCAAAAAGCUGGUUCACCGCCCUUUUUGAAUUUAUCUUACUAAUUUAUGACGGCCAAAUGAGAAAUACUAGCGAAGGUUUGAAAAAUAAGUGAAAAGAGCGAUAAACGAGCUCCAAGUAAUCGCUGGAGGCUGAACUCGCGCCAAAAAAGCCAAAAUGAUGAAAAACUGAAGGCAGUCAAGAACUGCGCGGCUUUUGCGGGUGAACGGCGGAAGAAAUAAGGCCAGCGGGUGACCACGAAUUUCAACUCGUUUCUCAAUUUUUACCCAAAAAAGCGCAACACUCUCCGCUCAAAUUUUCAACUUUUCCAGGGGAAUGGUCAAAUAAUGGUGAAUCGUGCAACUCAACUCCUGACACUCACGAACAACAAAGCGCGACUGGUACUUUGUUCUUUGAGGGUUCCAUUAAUUAUUUGCAGUAUGGCGGUUAUGGAAGUAUCAUCGGCCAUGAAAUAAUGCACACGUUUUAUUCGUCGGAAACAGAUCACGACCUUCUAAAAUAUUAUUUCACAAAUUCAUCUCAGUGUGUUACAAAACAGUUUGCGGCAACUUGCAAAGAGUUCGGGGUAGGUGUUAAUUCUCAUUGGAAGUGAAUUUGUCUUUCUCAAGGGGAACUGUAUCUUUUCUGGAACUGCGAUAACAGAAGAAGAAGAUGGAAGCGACUUGGCUGCGAUUCGCGUAGUCUAUUCAGACUUCCAGAAGAAGUAUCUCCACAGCGAAGUUUGACAAAUUUUUCGAAGCCAUCAACUGGCCAGAGAGCCGUUUUUUAAAUAUCAAAAACUGGAACAUGUUUUCAGAAAAGUGACAUCGAAGGUAUAACUACGGAACAAAUGUUUUUCUAUUCUAUGGCGUCUUUUUGGUGUGCUGAAGUUAGUGAAAACACAAACCUCCUAAUUCGAGUUGAUCACUUUAGAGAACUUUCGCGCUUGGAGUUGAAGAUACCCAUUCUGGAUCGUACAUCAGAGUCAACGCGUUGAUGUCGCAAAUGGACGAGUUCAAACAGGCCUUCCAAUGCGCUGGAGAUUCUCGGAUGAUCAGGAGCAAGGUUUUUUCAAGUCUUUCAAUGAAAAUAGGGUAAUUCUUAAGGUCGAGCACUGUUCGAUUUUUGGUUCUGACGCUCCACAAACGCGAAAACAUUUCAUUUCUGCUCCUCUAACAAAAAACAAUUGAAUUUUUGAAUGUUUCUUGUUUUUUUUUAUCCUUGUUCUUGAUUAUACAAUUGAAAGUUGUAUAAAGAACUGUUUCUUAAACAGCGGCUAUAUAUUUUUAAAAAAAUGUUAUAAAACAACCAACUGGCGAAUGUUUGGAGAAAAAAAUGUUGAUGAACUUUCGAACGAAAACAAAGUCCAAUUUAUAUAAAGAGGCAGUUUUUGAAACACGACUGAAAAUGCUGCUUCUCCCGGUUCUUCUGCUUGGCCUGUUUUCAACAAGUUCUGCUUGCGACGAUUCAGAAGACUUCGUGAAAGCUCACAUCCAAACGUCAGAGUCGUACUUAGAAAUUUUCAGCGAACCGUAUUCUUAAAUUUUUUUUAAUUGUUCAAUUUUUUUAUAUUUUUUUAAAAAAAUUUUUUUCAAUAUUCUUAAUAAUUUUUUUAAAUGUUCUUAAAAAAAGGUAAAAAAAUAAUAAUUUUUCAGAAAAAAAUAGACAAAACUGUUGACCCAUGCUUCGAUUUCUACACUCACGUUUGUCCUGUCAAAUUUUCUGAUACAGAAUCAGUCAAUGGGAAGCUCGAACAACUCUAUCAGAACAAAAUUAAAGAAAUUCACACGAAGCACGACGAAUUUCAGGUUGAGUUGAAAGAUUUUCCGAUAACAAGAACGUAUUUUAGAAACAGCUGGCGACUUAUGUGUUCAAUGUUCGUAAGACUGUGGACGAUCUUCUUGAAGCGUCAGUUUUAUGAAUUUUUAGAAGAUAGUUUUGUUUUAAAAUUGGUUUGUGACCAACAAAUUCAUUGGGAAAAAUUGUCUUGAACUGAAUGAAAUAUACAGUACCGCCAGGAAAGAUAUUGACUUUCCGAAUAGCUUCUAAAGCUGCGAUUUUUUCUGUGAGCUGGAACUCCAUCAGAGAGACAAAAUUUACAGCCAUCACAACGGCAGAAAAUUUCAGACAAAUUGAAUUCCUCACAAGAAAGUUGUGACUGAAAAUCCGUUUUUAUUUGUAUCUUUCUGAACGGUACGGUGAAAUAGCUUUUCAUUAUAAAUGUAAUUCAAGACUUUUCAUUAUAAAUGUAAUUCCCUCUGUUUGGACAAUGUUUAAUAACUUCACUCUUUCUGCCAGCGUCAAUUUCUUUGGCAUGUAACGCUUCCUGAGCAAAAUUAUCAACUCGUCGUACGACAGAUUUUCUAUAGGUUUAUCAGACAGGGAUUCUAUUUCUGCGUAAACUGUGACACCUAUUUCGCAUACUAAUAUGCACGCUUUUUCCGUAUCAACAGUUACUUUACGCAUCUUCAGAAAAUUGUUGAACAUCUUCUCAUAUAUUUCCCAUGACGUGCCCGGUACGUAGGCACCGGGUCCUUUCGUCAGGUAUGAGUUUGAUGACACAACAGGGUUUUCCGUCAUUAUUUCUUUCUUUUAUUUAGUUAGUCCGCUUACUGAUCGCCACUUUAAUGUAUCUUUGUGUGCGUGUCAGAAAGAAGAGUACUCGCCACUUAUUUAUUAUCAGUGGUGAAUAAAGAUGGAGAGUGGAGAUUGGAGAGGUAGUUGUCGAUUAGUCCGUAGCUGGAAGCGACGGAGGAGCUGGAGGCGAAUGGUGGGCGGUACGAGCAAUCAAGAUCUGAGUUCCCGACUUCUUUUAUACUCUUAGUUGGGAUAUCUCUCACGUGAUCUAUUAUCUGAUCACUAUCAAUUCACAUAUUCAACAUGUAUUUCCGGAGGGUACGGUAAAAUAGCUUUUCAUUAUAAAUGUAAUUCAAGAUGUGACGCUAACAAAACUCAAGCCAUUCGAUUCGUCAACGCAACUACGGGCUUACAAUUCUUUGAAAUGGCACCUUGUGAAAUGGUCAGCUACGCCUUUGGAUUCAAUGCGUCUGUGACCAGUCCUCAGAAACUUGUGGGAGAAUAUAACUUUUUUUGGAAAGAAAGAUUUUUCAGUACGGUUAUUUUCUGAACGUUUUGCUCUCAGGCCCACGUGAGAUUGAAUUUUCCAAGUCUAAAUUGGGACAAACAUUGGAUAAAAAAGAAGCGGAUUUUUUCGAGAGCUUCAGAGAGGAAGUCCGCAACAAGUUUUUGGUCCGUUAUUUUCUUUUACAUCAUCUCAUUCAUGUUUCUUCCAGGAAACACCGUGGUUGAAGUUCAGAAACGGAACAGAGCUGUACUUGGAACAUCUGGAAAGUAAUUUAUCACUAUUUCGAAGAGACCCAGAAAUGUUACAUGCGUGGGAAGUAAUUUUUGACGGGCUGGAGAAUCAUUCGUUGAGCUGCAAGUGAGGAAUUUCAUUAAAAAUUCCAAUCUUCUAUUAAUAAUUGGGGAAAUGUUUAGGCCUAACAGUGCCCUCCCAUCUUUCGUUUGUGCGAUCGAAGGAUUGGUAAGGCUGGUAAAUGAGGAAGCAAGGCCGCUUUUGGAAUUUUUGAUGUUUGAGACAGAUUUCAACGCAUUCAAUGAUGGGGUAAGGAUUGAUUUUGUGAUGUUUUCAGUAUUGCUAGUAAUGACAUCAAAAAUGAUUUCUCUAACUCAAUACAGAGGUGAACUUUUACUUUUAUAGUAUGGUUCAAUAUUCAUGAACCGACCAGUUCAAUUUUUGACUCUGACGGAUAACAUGGCGCGACUGGUACGUUUAUUCUUCCGGAACACUUUGAAUAUAUUCAUUUGCAGUAUGGUAGUUAUGGAUUUGUUGUGGGGCAUGAAAUUAUGCACACCUUCUACUCUUCGAAGGAAGAUGAAGAUGUUCUGAAAGAACACUUCACGAACUCCUCUCAAUGCGUGCAGAAACAGUACGAGAAAACUUGCAAAGAGUUUGAGGUAUAGUUCAUACACCAUUGGUCAGACUAGGAGUUGUUUCAACCCCCGGAAGAACUUUCAGAUGAACCUUCGCCAGAAUGUACUUCAGGGCCAGAUGUUUGCAAAAAAAGAGAAAAAAAUUCUUGUAAUAGAACUAGCUACCGAGUCGACACGCUUUAAAAGCUUCAAAAGACGAUUUUUUUUACAAUUUGUAUAUUUUGAAAACUUCGAAGCUUGAUAACUCAAUAACAAAGAUCGAUUGCAAAAUUUUUUUUUACAUGUUUUCAAAUCUUAAGAUCCUAAAAUACACUUCGGCAAAGCUUCAUCAAAAGUUCAACUGGACGCUAAAAUACACUCCUCAGUGAGAUAUAAAUCAAUAAGGUUUCUAGAAAUGUACUAAACAUUUUUAUAGACUCCUUGUGAGUCCUCGGGGACAAACGUCACAAACGAAGAAGACGGAAGCGAUUUGGCUGCGAUUCGAUUAGUUUACUCAGACUUCCAAAGAAAUCACCUUCACAAAGAAGUUUGAAAUAUUUCUUUCUCUCAUUCAACUUAUUCACUUGAACUUUUUUCCAGAAGAGUGAUAUUGACGGCGUGACGUCGGAACAAAUGUUUUUCUACGCUCUGGCGUCUAUGUGGUGCAAAGAAGUGAGUUGAAUCGAAUGAGUUUUUUGAUUGGAACUUGGACUUCAGAGAAAUGGCAUAAGAAUUCCCGAUGUACAUUCAACCCAGUAUAUAAGAGUGAACGCGUUGGUGUCCCAAAUGAACGAAUUCAAAGAGGCUUUCCAAUGCGCUGAAGAUUCUCGAAUGAUGGCAAGCAAGGUUUCCUUGAAUUUCUUUCGCGGAAAUGAAAAAACGUUUCAGGUUGAACACUGUGCUAUUUUCGGUUCUGACGCUCCGCAAACCCGGAAGACCAAUAACAGCACUGCGCCAUCUACAAAGGAAAUUUGA